ACUGUCUUCGAUGUGUGUGAAUGUGUGCGUGUGCGUUACUAUUUGACCAGAUGCUGCAGUGCACUGGCCAGUCACUGUCUCUGCAUGUGUGUAUGUGUAAGUGUGUGUGCGCGCGCGCCUCUCUCAUUUCAUGUCAAAGGUCCAUUACCUGAUUACCUUCCUCGUCUGCCAGAUUUUUAUCUAGAUAAUUGGAACUGCUAUGAAGGCUGCGCUCUGCCAGCCAGCUUAGAUUCUCUAAAACCAUAGUUUGUCCACCUUGUUAUCUGUGGCUGUCUGGGCAGAGGAAAUUAAAGAGAUCCACAGCUAAGGGAUUCCUUUGACUUGCUCAGAGAGAAGGGUUUAAAAAAAACAAAAAACCCAGAGGACAGACUGAAAGUUUAUUGUUGUUUUUGUGCUCUGUGUGUGUGUGUGUUGUUUUGGCAUGUGGAUACCUUUCCCCCUUCACACACCAGGGCUAUUUGAUGGAGUUUGGAGCUGAGGAAACUUUGGUUUUGUUGCCAGGACGGUUCGCAGCACUUUGUGGCAAGCAAGAACUAACAGUGAGACCGACAGAGAUGUCUUCCAAGCGACCAGCCUCUCCGUAUGGGGAAGCAGAUGGAGAGGUAGCCAUGGUGACAAGCAGACAGAAAGUGGAAGAAGAGGAGAGUGACGGGCUCCCAGCCUUUCACCUUCCCUUACAUGUGAGUUUUCCCAACAAGCCUCACUCUGAGGAAUUUCAGCCAGUUUCUCUGCUGACGCAAGAGAGUUGUGGCCAUAGGACUCCCACUUCUCAGCACAAUACAAUGGAAGUUGAUGGCAAUAAAGUGAUGUCUUCAUUUGCCCCGCACAACUCAUCUACCUCACCAUUGAAGGCAGAAGAAGGUGGGCGUCAGAGUGGAGAGUCAUUGUCCAGUACAGCCCUAGGAACUCCUGAAAGGCGUAAAGGCAGCUUAGCAGAUGUUGUAGAUACCUUAAAGCAGAGAAAAAUGGAAGAGCUCAUCAAAAAUGAGCCAGAAGAAACUCCUAGUAUUGAAAAGCUACUAUCAAAGGACUGGAAAGACAAGCUUCUUGCCAUGGGAUCAGGGAACUUUGGAGAAAUAAAAGGGACUCCAGAAAGCCUAGCUGAGAAAGAAAGGCAGCUUAUGGGUAUGAUCAAUCAACUGACCAGUUUGCGUGAGCAGCUGCUGGCAGCUCAUGAUGAACAGAAGAAACUGGCUGCAUCACAAAUCGAGAAACAACGCCAGCAAAUGGAGCUGGCUAAGCAGCAACAGGAACAGAUUGCAAGACAACAGCAGCAGCUUCUGCAGCAGCAACACAAAAUUAACCUUCUUCAGCAGCAGAUCCAGGUUCAAGGUCAGCUGCCUCCAUUGAUGAUUCCAGUGUUCCCUCCAGAUCAACGAACCCUAGCAGCAGCUGCUCAGCAAGGAUUCCUCCUUCCUCCUGGUUUCAGCUACAAGGCAGGAUGCAGUGACCCUUACCCUGUUCAGCUGAUCCCAACUACCAUGGCAGCUGCUGCCGCAGCAACACCAGGCUUAGGCCCACUCCAACUGCAGCAGUUGUAUGCUGCCCAGCUUGCUGCAAUGCAAGUGUCUCCAGGAGGCAAGAUACCUGGCAUACCCCAAGGCAACCUUGGUGCGGCUGUAUCCCCUACCAGUAUCCACACAGAUAAGAGCACAAACAGUCCUCCACCCAAAAGCAAGGAUGAAGUGGCUCAGCCGCUGAACCUCUCAGCUAAACCCAAGACGUCUGAGGGAAAAUCUCCGACAUCGCCCACUUCUCCUCAUAUGCCAGCUCUGAGAAUAAACAGUGGGGCCAGUUCACUCAAAUCCUCAGUGCCAGCAACAUUAGCCAGUCCCUCGGCCAGAGUUAACACAAUAGAUAUUCUUUCUUCUAUCACGUCGUCAGGUUAUUUAAAUGACCAUGAUGCUGUUACCAAGGCAAUCCAGGAGGCCCGACAGAUGAAGGAGCAACUUCGGAGGGAACAACAGGUGCUUGAUGGGAAGGUGGCUGUUGUGAAUAGUCUGGGUCUCAAUAACUGCAGGACAGAAAAGGACAAAACAACACUGGAGAGCCUGACACAACAGCUGGCAGUAAAACAGAAUGAAGACGGGAAAUUUAGCCAUGCUAUGAUGGAUUUCAACAUGAGUGGGGAUUCUGACGGAAGUGCAGGUGUCUCAGAAUCUAGAAUUUAUCGGGAAUCCAGAGGGCGUGGAAGUAAUGAACCCCAUAUCAAGCGUCCAAUGAAUGCCUUCAUGGUGUGGGCUAAAGAUGAGCGAAGGAAGAUCCUUCAAGCCUUCCCUGACAUGCACAACUCCAACAUUAGCAAGAUACUGGGAUCUCGCUGGAAAGCUAUGACAAACCUAGAGAAGCAGCCAUACUAUGAGGAGCAGGCCCGACUCAGCAAGCAACAUCUGGAGAAAUACCCAGACUAUAAAUACAAGCCCAGGCCGAAGCGCACCUGUCUUGUGGAUGGCAAAAAAUUGCGGAUCGGCGAGUACAAGGCAAUCAUGCGCAACAGGCGACAAGAGAUGAGGCAGUAUUUUAAUGUUGGGCAACAAGCACAGAUUCCUAUCGCCACCGCCGGUGUAGUCUACCCAGGAGCCAUCGCGAUGGCAGGAAUGCCCUCCCCCCAUCUGCCAUCAGAGCACUCGAGUGUGUCCAGCAGCCCGGAGCCCGGGAUGCCUGUCAUCCAGAGCACUUACGGCAUCAAAGGCGAGGAGCCGCACAUCAAAGAGGAGAUGCAGGCCAAUGACAUCAAUGGAGAAAUCUACGACGAGUACGACGAAGAAGAGGACGACCCUGAUGUGGACUACGGCAGUGACAGUGAAAAUCACAUUGCAGGACAAGCCAACUGAUAAGGGUCCAAAUAUUGUGUGACCUUACAGGACUUCAAGGAAAAAAAAAAAAAGCCCCACCUGGUUUAUCCUUACCAGUGGCCAAGCACAUUAACUUUCUCAUACACUGACUGUUACUUUAACUGUUAGUCUUAACUAGUUGGGACAUCAGCUGACUAAUAGACAUCAGCCUGCAUUUAAAAAAAAAAAAGGCCCAGAAGAAAGAAAACAACGUCGAUAACACCAACAAAAGAAUGAAAUAAGCUAUGGGUAAAAUAAUGCCAGUAAUUCAGCUGCUAUAACCAAGCACUGAAGUCUUACCCGUUGACCUUUUAUUAUUUUUUUUUCAAAUAAACUUUAUGGCUGUUUGUUCUACAAUGUUUUAGAAAUUCUCACUCAGGUACACAGUGCCAACAAGUGGCUUGUGAAUGUGUUUUGUUGUUUUGUGCUACAGUUUAAAGAGAAGUAAUUUUUUUUUUUUUUUUGGUAAUGCACCUGACAGAAAAAAAAAAAAGACAAUUCCUUUUACCCCUCUGCCGCCUCCUCCUCCUCCUUUUCCCUUCUCCUUUGAAUAUUUAGGGUUGGAGGCACGCAUGUGUGUGUAUGGUGGGGAAGGGAGUUGGGAGUCUCUUUCUGUAAACCCCAACAAGCAAUUAUUUCCUUUCUAGAGAGGACUUCUCUUCAUCAGUUGCACACCACACUGAGUCUUUGAGCAAGUGCCAAAUUUGUACUAAAGCGCUGAACUAGUUCAAUUUUAUUUUUCCGGUUGGUUGCUUUUGUUUCUUGUUCUGUCUUAAGUUAGGACAGUGUUAUGUCUUAGACAAUCCCUUGAAGAACCUAAUAUACCAGCAGCUGGUGAGAUUGUUUUCUUUUCUUUUCUUUUGUUUUUUUUUUUUUUAAAGGAAACUGUAGGUGCCGUUCUCAGGUGAAAGUGAGAGAGACAUAAAAAAAUUUAGAGAAAAAUAUUUUAUGAUCUUGGAUUUUUGUGUGUGCGUGUUUAUGGUACUAAUAAGAAUAAUAUUGGACCAUUGUGAGCAAAAACCAUAUUCAGCAUGAAAUCCCAUAUCCUCCGAACAACUUGGUCUGUAAGGAGUCUUUGCUUUUAAUUUACACUUCAAAUGGCAACAUAAAAAAUGUCCAGAACAGACCCUUGUUUAGAACAGGACAGGCAAAUGGAAGUACUAACCUCUAGAAUGAGCCAAAAUGGAUGAAUCUGGUGCUGAUCUCUGUUCCAUAAGGCAGAUCUUGGCUGAGACACUGCCCUCUCUACCUACUUGGAACAGCAACAGGCAUCAGAGGGAUGUUUGUGCACGGAAAGAACAAAAUAACAAUGAAGCAAUUCCCCCAUCCACAGUGGGCAGCAAAAUUUGACGUAUAGCCCACAAAUCCUGAGCCUUUGAGGUUCCAAAAGGGUUGGAGACCAGGAAAAUAAAUAAAUUCCUUCAAGCUCUAACAGAUAUUGGUAAUGUGGUUCUGUGCCUCAGUCAUCUCACCUGUAAAUUGUGUCCUGUUUACACAUGGGCAUGCACGUUUGAGAUAGUGGAGCUGCACACAUAGAACCCUGGGCAGAAUUUAGCCCAUUGUUUUUUCAGUGAUCUAACUGACAAUUCUGCUUUGUUUCAAAGAAAGAAGAAAACGUAGUGACACAAAGCAUUUUUGGUGCCUGACUCUGAUCCUUCUCUAAAAAGAGUGCACCCAGUUUCAUGUGGUAAGACAGUAGGCAGCAGCAUUACCUAACCCUAACAUGAAAAGGAUACCUCUGAUUUCCAACAGCAGCUCUGUCCUAGGAAGUGCGGUCUCAUGUUACAGAGAAAAGCUUUCCAUUGAGGCACAGUUUGUGAAGGUAGGGCGCCAUCCUGUAGAUCCUUGCUCACAUCACAAGUCCUUACUCACAGGAAGAUGCUCAUCAUCAGCAUCACUGGAACUCCUUGUGUGAGUAAGGACUACACGCAUUAGCAUUUGCAGGAUCCAGGCCACAGUUCUCACCAGUAUAUUCAGGGCCCUGACCCCGAAGCCAGUUAAAUUUUAGACCUGGAGCAGUCAGUCCUCACAGAUCCAAUUGCAGGAUCAUGGCCUUACUUUGCCUGAAGACAUACCACUUGAAGUGUAAAGCUCCUUCUGAAGACCUUGUGCAAAGCAAAUGACAAACAAACAAAUGCCAUUUAAGAGUUAGGACAAUACUCCAAUGAGCGGUUUGGAUGUGUGAUAGCUUCACUCCUAUGCCAUCUUUUUUUCUCCCUCCCUUUUCUUUAGUUUCCCUUUUUGAUUUCCACCUCUGCAUCAAAAAUUCUUUUCAGUUUUUUCUCGCUUUCAGAAGACUUGCUCUGGGUUACGCUUGGAGUAGCUGAUCACAUCCUCCAUGUCAGAGGGUUUCUUUGGUUUUGUUUGUAUUUGAUGACUGUAUUUUUUUUUCAUUUGAACUGCCUCUUCUUGCUAGUGUUGUAAUGGUAAUUAUAAUAAUAAUAAUAAUGGUCAGCUGUUCCCAGAUUAGUAAAUUAUGUAUAAUUUAUUUCCCUUUUUUCUACCUUAUUUUAUUCUGUUCUGAUUUGGCAGUGCAGCAAAUGAAGCUGUUAAGAUAUUUAAAAUUGCUGCCCAACCCUGCUUUUUUAUAUAGACAUAUAAAAAACUCACUUCUUCCCAUGCUCACCCCAUUCUUAGUUCUUCAUUUUAAUUUUGACCCCCGUCAUGACAACUUCUGAUGUUUAUUAUGAUGGAGUGAAUUAAUGGAAGUGUUGUUUUCAAUCUUAAUUAACUUCUGCUCUCUCAUCACUCAUUUUAGUUAUUUAAUUACACCAGUCAUCUAGAGCCAAUUUUUUUAAGCACUCUGUUUGGAUAAGAAGCAAAAAAAAAAUAGACAAUUGUUUUUAUAUCAUUAUUAUGUACAAUGUGAAAACAGAUAUUUGCUUUUUUUUUUUAAUUUGUUCCCUGUCUUUGUGAACAAAUUAUUUCUGACUCUUGUGGAUUCACCUCACAUUUGCUGGUUGCUUGAUUUCCACCAUGUUAUAGAGAUGCUCUGGUUUAAUUAUAUGACUUCGGGCUACGAGAAUACUUUGUUUUAGCUCCAGGUAGGUGCCACCAAGGCAGGCAUGGUUGGAGCAAAUCUUAAAUAUACAUGGUAAAAUUCUGGCCUCAUUGAAGUCAAUGGGAGUUUUGCCUUAGACAUCAGUGGGACUAGCAUUUCACCCCAAAAAACUAUGAGCUUGAUACUCAAG
Gopherus flavomarginatus (Mexican gopher tortoise) is the source of this 6025-nucleotide messenger RNA. It is a transcript of the gene SOX5, whose product is annotated as SRY-box transcription factor 5. Gene Ontology annotation, biological process: regulation of transcription by RNA polymerase II; positive regulation of chondrocyte differentiation; cell fate commitment. Lineage: Eukaryota; Metazoa; Chordata; Testudines; Testudinidae. Gene Ontology annotation, molecular function: DNA-binding transcription factor activity, RNA polymerase II-specific; RNA polymerase II cis-regulatory region sequence-specific DNA binding. Gene Ontology annotation, cellular component: nucleus. The coding region runs from base 462 to 2834 and encodes 790 amino acids. The record is from RefSeq and is a predicted model, not a curated record. The transcript has 15 exons.